Molecule: messenger RNA, 1151 nt
Organism: Sarcophilus harrisii (Tasmanian devil)
Lineage: Eukaryota; Metazoa; Chordata; Mammalia; Dasyuromorphia; Dasyuridae
Gene: TREM2
Product: triggering receptor expressed on myeloid cells 2
Exons: 5
Coding region: 92-790 (232 amino acids)
Cellular component (GO): cell surface
Molecular function (GO): signaling receptor activity
Source: RefSeq, a predicted model, not a curated record
UGCAGAACAAAGGGAAAAUUGUCACUUGUUCAAGUUGCUCCUGCUUCUUGCUGGCUGUCUUUCUCCUUCCUUCCAUCCUGGACAAGGAGACAUGUGGCUGCUCAGUCUCCUCAUUCUGCUCUCUAUCACAGAGCUCUCCCACACCCAUAAUACCACAGUCCUGCAGGUCAUGGAGGGCCAGACCCUGUCUAUCUCUUGUCCUUAUGACCCUGUGAAGUACUGGGGGAAGCUGAAGUCCUGGUGCCGGCAACAUGAGCAACAAGGGCACUGCCAACAUGUGAUCAGUGCUCGCCGUUCCUGGCUGAUAGCCUUUUUAAAGAAGUGGAACGGGAGCACAGCCAUUGCUGAUGAUGCCCUGGCUGGCAGGCUGACCAUUACCCUGAAAGACCUCCGUCCCCAUGACACUGGACUCUAUCAGUGCCAGAGCCACCAGAAUGGAAUGACAGACACCCUGAGGAAGAUAAUGGUGGAGGUGCUUGAGGAUUCUGUUGGACCCCAAAGCUCAGGAGAUUCCUGGAUCCCUGAAGAGCCUGAGAUCUUGGAGAAGCACCAGAGCCCUGAGGAACCCAAUGUCCAAUCCAGCGUCUCCAGGAGUCUCUCUGAAACUAGGAACCCACUCUCCCCCACUAUCUUCUUCUUCCUGGUUGCUGGACUCUUGCUUAGCAAAUUCCUGGCUGUGGGAUUCCUCUGGAUCAUAGCCUGGCACAAGAAGAGCCAAAAGAAGAAACCAGAAUGUGGACACAGUCAUGAUUACCAGCUCCAGCCCCUACCAGGGCAAGAUGAAGUCUGAAAGGAAAUUCCACUCCUGGGGUCAGGAGGAGAGAGAAGAGGAGCAGCCUUAGAUGCCGGCCAAUUUUUUCACAUCUUCUUCUACCCCACCAUACCUUCCAUACCAAUCUCUGAGCCUCCUGAGAUACCACACUAGUCAAACUACUAAUAUACUUAUUUACUGAUCUCCAUGGGCCAACACAGGUGCUCUACCUUGGGGGAACAUACAUAGACCUUUUGCCUGCCUUGUGGAAAGUAACUGUAGAUCCCUCUUUCCCAAAUCACCUUUCACUGUUCCCAGAUGCAGCUAAGAAAGAUGAGCUGGAACUUGUAAAUAGAAAGAAGCAGAAUUCUGUAUAACAUUAAAAGAAUUUGUUUAUAAA